CGGGUCCGGCGACCGAGGCCAGGCAGGCGGCUGUUCGGAUGUGGGGCUGCAGGGCCCGGGAUUUGCUUUGCUUGUGGGAGGUGCGGCUGGCUGGGUUCCUGGGAAGGAGACUGCUGAGCAGCAAUGCUGCCUCGGGGAAGAGCAAUGCGCGGCGGUGCUGGAACUGCGGUGGCAGCGCCGCGGGUGUGGAGAGUGGGGAUGGGUUCUUCUGCGAACACUGCCGCGCCUUGCAGCCUCCUGACCCGACUCGGGACUACUUCAGCCUCAUGAAUUGCCACCGAUCCUUUAGGGUUGACGUCAUGAAGCUUCAGCACAGGUACCAGCAACUACAACGUCUCGUCCACCCAGAUUUCUUCAGCCAAAAGUCUCAGACUGAGAAACUCUUCUCAGAGAAGCAUUCGACCCUGGUGAAUGAUGCCUAUAAGACUCUUCAGGCUCCCCUGAGCAGGGGACUAUACCUUCUAAAGCUCCAAGGAAUAGAAAUCCCCGAAGGGACCGAUUAUGGAACUGACAGUCGGUUCCUUGUGGAAAUAAUGGAAAUCAACGAGAAACUCGCAGAGGCUCAAAGUGAGGCUGCCAUGGAAGAGAUAGAGUCCACAGUCAGAGCUAAACAGAAAGAAUUUACUGACAGCAUAAACAGAGCUUUUGAACAAGGUGAUUUUGAAAAAGCCAAGGAAAUUCUAAUGAAGAUGAAAUACUUUUCAAACAUAGAAGAGAAGAUCAAGUUAAGCAAGAGUCCCCUCUAGUUGCUAAUUUAAAGUUUUAAAAAUAAACUUUCUAUGUAUUUCUU
Molecule: messenger RNA, 790 nt
Organism: Peromyscus eremicus (cactus mouse)
Lineage: Eukaryota; Metazoa; Chordata; Mammalia; Rodentia; Cricetidae
Gene: Hscb
Product: HscB mitochondrial iron-sulfur cluster cochaperone
Exons: 6
Coding region: 39-746 (235 amino acids)
Biological process (GO): [2Fe-2S] cluster assembly; protein complex oligomerization
Cellular component (GO): mitochondrion
Molecular function (GO): ATPase activator activity; protein-folding chaperone binding
Source: RefSeq, a predicted model, not a curated record